AUGGGUUUCGUCAAUUUCAAGAACUAUCGGGUCUACAUCCUGACCUCGGUGGCCUAUCUGGGCUCCCUGCUCUUCGGUUAUGAUACGGGUGUUAUGGGCUCAGUCCUGGCCCUUUCAAGUUUCAAAAAGGACUUCGGCCUCCCCGUUGAUUCAUCCGGAUUCAGCGAUGAAAAGAACGCUCAUAUCUCCUCCAACGUGGUGUCGCUACUCACCGCAGGAUGUUUCUUCGGUGCCAUCUUUGCUGCUUAUCUGAACGAUAGACUGGGCCGUAGGUACUCGCUAAUGAUCUUUGCUGUGAUAUUCCUUGUUGGAGCCUCGGUCCAAGUCGCAGCUCACCAUGACAUUGGCCUAAUUUAUGGCGGACGUGUUAUCGCCGGCUUUGGUGUCGGUGGUAUGUCUAGUAUCACACCCGUGUUCGUCAGUGAGAACUGCCCCCCGGCAACUCGUGGCCGUAUUGCCGGUCUCUUCCAGGAAUUCCUAGUUAUCGGCAGUACCUUCGCCUACUGGUUGAACUAUGGUGUGGCGCUUCAUGUACCCGAGGGUACAAGCCAGUGGCGUAUCCCAGUUGGCAUUCAGCUUGUCCCAGGUGGUCUGAUGCUUAUCGGGUUGUUCUUCCUCAAAGAGUCUCCUCGUUGGUUGCUGUCUAAGGGACGCCAGGACGAGGCACUGAAGUCGCUCGCUUACAUUCGCAAUGAGCCUGAAACCAGCGAGGCUGUUGUACUAGAGUUUGCUGAAAUCUCGGCUGCUAUCCACGAGGAAGCGCAGGCUACCGAGGGUCUGACCUGGAGGGAAUGUCUUAAGCCAAGCAACCGAUACCGCUUCUUCCUCGCAUUCCUCCUGAUGUUCUGGCAGCAGUUCUCCGGAACAAACAGCAUUGGAUACUACGCUCCUCAGAUCUUUGCCAGCGUCGGAUUGAGCAAGACAGACACCUCAUUGUUUGCCACUGGUAUCUACGGAACAGUCAAGGUGGUUGCAACAGGUGUCUUCCUGAUCGUCGGUAUUGAUCGCUGGGGCCGAAAGAAGAGUUUGAUUGGUGGUGCUGUGUGGAUGGCUAGCAUGAUGUUCAUCAUAGGAGCAGUUUUGGCUACUAAUCCCCCAGUUAAGGACGCCGCAUCCGUCUCACCGGCCUCCAUCGCCAUGGUUGCAAUGAUUUAUCUAUAUGUCAUUGGAUACUCAGCAUCCUGGGGACCAGUUCCUUGGGUGUAUCUUGGUGAGAUCUUCCCAACUCGCCUUCGCGCCUACGGUGUCGGUUUCGGUGCCGCCACGCAAUGGCUGUUCAACUUCGUCAUCACUGAGAUCACCCCUCGUGCUAUCAACAAGAUUGGUUGGAGGACUUUCCUCAUGUUUGGCAUUUUCUGUUCUGCCAUGUGUAUCUUCGUUAUCAUAUUCUUCAAAGAGACCAAGGGCCGGACUCUGGAGGAGAUGGAUCUCAUUUUCGGUGCUGUUGAUGAGCAGCAGAGACGUGCUGAUGUGGAACACACCUUGCAAAAGACUCAAGUUAUGCAUGAAGAGAGCGCAGAAGCUACGGAGACUGAGAAGACUCCAAAUACUAGUGAGCACAAGGAGUGA
Molecule: messenger RNA, 1569 nt
Organism: Penicillium concentricum
Lineage: Eukaryota; Fungi; Ascomycota; Eurotiomycetes; Eurotiales; Aspergillaceae
Product: sugar porter family MFS transporter
Exons: 4
Coding region: 1-1569 (522 amino acids)
Biological process (GO): carbohydrate transport; transmembrane transport
Cellular component (GO): membrane
Molecular function (GO): carbohydrate:proton symporter activity
Source: RefSeq, a predicted model, not a curated record